AUGCCUUCCUCUGUAGUAAAAGAGAUUACCUUUAACAUUUUUUUUUCAGUGAAAAUAGCUUCAGCCUUACCCUCUCUCUCUCUCUCUCCCUCCCUCUCUCUCUCCCCCUCCCCCCUCACUCUCUCUCUCUUGAUACUUGGUCAGCCAUCAACAACAUUAAGUCAUUCAUUGUUUUCUUCGUCUUCCAUGGCCUUCACCCUCUCUCCUCUGAACUUUCUCUCUCUCUCUCUCUCUCUCUCUCUCUCUCUCUCACUCUCUCUUUCCCAUGUCAUUAUCCCCCUCUCUCUCUUUCUCUCUCUUUGUUUUCCUUCUUAUUUCUUCCUUCGUUUUUUUUUCUUUAUCAAUGCAACCCUUUCUCUCCCUUUCCUUCUCUCUCGUUUUCUUCCCAGUUUCUUAAAGUUGUCACUUUCUAACCUCCGAGGUUCUCUCUUCCGGUUUCCAUUAUUCUGUCUCUUUCUCCAUUUCCUCCUUCUAAUUGUCAUUUUCUUUCUCACUUACUCCCCCUUUUCUAUCUAUCUAUCUAUCUAUGUCAUUCUGUCCACAUCUAUCUAUCUAUCUAUCUAUCUAUCUAUCUAUCUAUCUAUCUAUCUAUCCUAUCAUGUCAUUCUGUCCACAUCUAUCUAUCUAUCUAUCUAUCUAUCUAUCUAUCUAUCUGUUCAUAUCUAUCUAUCUAUCUAUCUAUCUAUCUAUGUUCAUAUCUAUAGAUCUAUCAACCUAUCGGGCUAUCUAUUCAUCUAUGUAUCUAACUACUUAUCUAUAUGUACUUAUCUCUCUCCAUAUCUAUCUCAGUCUGUUACAUCUUUUCUUUCUCUCACUCUCUCUCUCUCUCUCUCUCUUUUUUUUCUUUCUUUUUUUUCUUUCACAUUUUUUUAUUCAGCUUUUUUUUCUUUCUUUUUUCUUCUUUCUUUCUUUUUCUUUCUACAUUCUCUUUUUAUUGCUUUUCUUUCUUUCUUUCUUUUUUUUUUUUUCUUCUACAUUUCUUUUUUAUUCAGCUUUUUCUUUCUUUUUCUUUCUUUUCUUUCUUUCUUUUUUUUUUUUUCUUUUUCUUUCUUUUUCUUUUUUUCUUUCAGCUACUUUCUUUUUUUUUUUUUUCUUUCUUUUUCUUUUUUCUUUAUUCAGCUUUUUUUUUCUUUCUUUUUUUCUUUCUUUCACAUUCUCUUUUUAUUCAGCUUUUUUUCUUUUUCUUUUUUUUCUUUCUUUUUAUUCAGCUUUUUUUUCUUUCUUUCUUUCUACAUUCUCUUUUUUAUUCAGCUUUUUCUUUCUUUCUUUUUUCUUUCUUUCUUUCUUUCUUUCUUUCUACUUUCUCUUUUUUAUUCAGCUUUUUCUUUCUUUUUUCUUUCUUUCUUUCUUUCUUUUUUAUUUUCUUUUUUAUUUUUUUUUCUUUCUUCUUUCUUUCUUUCUUUUCUUUCUACAUUCUUUUUUUCUCUUUUUAUUCUUUCUUUCUUUCUUUCUUUCUUUUUUUUUUUUUUUUUUUUUCUUUCUUUUUCUUACUUUUCUUUCUUUUUUUAUUCAGCUUUUUCUUUCUUUCUUUUCUUUUUCUUUUUUCUUUCUUUUUUUCUUUCUUUUCUUUUUUUUUUUUUUUUCUCCACUUUCUCUUUUUUUUCCUUUCUUUUUUCUUUCUUUCCUCUUUUCUUUCCUUUCUUUCUUUUUUUUUCUUUGGCAUGUCGUUGGCAGCAACUGAUUUUCCUAUGCGAAACUGUUCUGCAGUCCUUCACAUUCUAUCGGGGGAACGUUGUACACGGCAAGAUUCUUAAGUUCUUUUAA
Molecule: messenger RNA, 1764 nt
Organism: Acanthosepion pharaonis
Lineage: Eukaryota; Metazoa; Mollusca; Cephalopoda; Sepiida; Sepiidae
Source: the annotation of a GenBank genome assembly